Messenger RNA from Orcinus orca (killer whale), 12523 nucleotides. RefSeq names its product UDP-N-acetylglucosamine--peptide N-acetylglucosaminyltransferase 110 kDa subunit-like. The record is from RefSeq and is a predicted model, not a curated record. Lineage: Eukaryota; Metazoa; Chordata; Mammalia; Artiodactyla; Delphinidae. Gene Ontology annotation, biological process: protein O-linked glycosylation. Gene Ontology annotation, molecular function: protein N-acetylglucosaminyltransferase activity; protein binding. The transcript has 2 exons. Bases 8 to 3148 code for a protein of 1046 amino acids.
GCUCCAGAUGGCGUCUUCUGUGGGCAACGUGGCCGACAGCACAGAACCAACGAAACGUAUGCUUUCCUUCCAAGGGUUAGCUGAGUUGGUACAUCGAGAGUAUCAGGCAGGAGAUUUUGAGGCAGCUGAGAGACACUGCAUGCAGCUGUGGAGACAAGAGCCAGACAAUACUGGAGUACUUUUAUUACUUUCAUCUCUACACUUCCAGUGUCGAAGGCUGGACAGAUCUGCCCACUUUAGUACUCUGGCAAUUAAACAGAACCCUCUUCUGGCAGAAGCCUAUUCGAAUUUGGGGAAUGUGUACAAGGAAAGAGGGCAGUUGCAGGAGGCAAUUGAGCAUUACCGGCAUGCAUUGCAUCUCAAACCAGAUUUCAUCGAUGGUUAUAUUAACCUGGCAGCCGCUUUGGUAGCAGCAGGCGACAUGGAAGGGGCAGUACAAGCUUACGUCUCUGCUCUUCAGUGCAAUCCUGAUUUGUACUGUGUUCGCAGUGACCUGGGGAACCUGCUCAAAGCCCUGGGUCGCUUGGAAGGAGCCAAGGCAUGUUAUUUGAAAGCAAUGGAGACGCAACCGAACUUUGCAGUAGCUUGGAGUAAUCUUGGCUGUGUUUUCAAUGCACAAGGGGAGAUUUGGCUUGCCAUUCAUCACUUUGAAAAGGCUGUCACGCUUGACCCCAAUUUUCUGGAUGCUUAUAUCAAUUUAGGAAAUGUCUUGAAAGAGGCACGGAUUUUUGACAGAGCUGUGGCAGCUUACCUUUGUGCCCUAAGCUUGAGCCCAAAUCAUGCAGUGGUACAUGCCAACCUGGCUUGUGUAUACUAUGAGCAAGGCCUGAUGGAUCUGGCAGUAGACACCUACAGGCGAGCUAUUGAAUUGCAACCACAUUUCCCUGAUGCUUACUGCAACCUAGCCAACGCCCUGGAAGAGAAGGGCAGUGUUGCCGAAGCAGAAGAGUGUUAUAAUACAGCUCUGCGGCUGUGUCCCACCCAUGCAGACUCUCUGAAUAACCUAGCCAAUAUCAAAGGAGACCAGGGAAACUUUGAAGAGGCAGUUCGCUUGUAUUGUAAAGCAUUAGAAGUCUUCCCAGAGUUUGCUGUUGCCCAUUCAAAUUUAGCAAGUGUAUUGCAGCAGCAGGGAAAACUGCAGGAAGCUCUGAUGCAUUAUAAGGAGGCUGUUCGAAUCAGUCCUACCUUUGCUGAUGCCUACUGUAACAUGGGAGACACUCUAAAGGAGAUGCAGGAUGUUCAGGGAGCCUUGCAGUGUUAUACUCGUGCCAUUCAGAUUAACCCUGCACUUGCGGAUGCCCACAGCAAUCUGGCUUCCAUUCACAAGUAUUCAGGGAAUAUUCCAGAAGCAAUUGCUUCUUAUCGCACUGCUCUGAAGCUUGAACCUGAUUUUCCUGACGCUUAUUGUGAUUUGGCUCAUUGCCUGCAGAUUGUCUGUGAUUGGACAGACUAUGAUGAGCGAAUGAAGAAGUUGGUCAGCAUUGUGGCUGACCAGCUGGAGAAGAAUAGGUUGCCUUCUGUGCAGCCUCAUCAUAGUAUGCUCUAUCCUCUUUCUCAUGGCUUCAGGAAGGCUAUUGCUGAGAGCCAUGGGAACCUCUGCUUGGAUGAGAUCAGUGUCCUUCAUAAACCACCGUACGAACAUCCAAAAGACUUGAAGCUCAGUGAUGGUCGACUGCGUGUAGGAUACGUGAGUUCUGACUUCGGGAAUCAUCCUACUUCUCAUCUUAUGCAGUCUAUUCCAGGCAUGCACAAUCCUGAUAAAUUUGAGGUAUUCUGUUAUGCCCUGAGCCCAGAUGAUGGCACAAACUUCCGAGCGAAGGUGAUGGCAGAAGCCCAUCAUUUCAUUGAUCUUUCUCAGAUUCCAUGCAAUGGGAAAGCAGCUGAUCGCAUCCAUCAAGACGGUAUACACAUCCUUGUAAAUAUGAAUGGUUAUACCAGGGGUGCUCGAAAUGAACUCUUUGCUCUCAGGCCAGCUCCUAUUCAGGCAAUGUGGCUGGGCUACCCUGGGACCAGUGGCGUGCUUUUCAUGGAUUAUAUCAUCACUGAUCAGGAAACUUCACCUGCUGAAGUUGCUGAGCAGUAUUCUGAGAAACUGGCUUAUAUGCCCCAUACUUUCUUUAUUGGUGAUCAUGCUAAUAUGUUCCCUCACCUGAAGAAGAAGGCAGUCAUCGAUUUUAAGUCCAAUGGGCACAUUUAUGACAAUCGGGUUGUGCUGAAUGGCAUCGACCUCAAAGCAUUUCUUGAUAGUCUCCCAGAUGUGCAGAUUGUCAAGAUGAAAUGUCCUGAUGGAGGAGACAACGCAGACAGCAGUAAUACGGCUCUUAAUAUGCCUGUCAUUCCUAUGAAUACUAUUGCAGAGGCAGUUAUUGAAAUGAUUAACAGAGGACAAAUUCAGAUAACAAUUAAUGGAUUCAGUCUUAGCAAUGGACUGGCAACUACCCAGAUCAACAUUAAGGCUGCCACUGGAGAGGAGGUUCCCCGUACCAUUAUUGUAACCACACGUUCUCAGUACGGGUUACCGGAAGAUGCCAUUGUGUACUGUAACUUCAAUCAGUUAUAUAAAAUUGACCCAUCUACUUUGCAGAUGUGGGCAAAUAUUCUGAAGCGUGUUCCCAAUAGUGUGCUGUGGCUGUUGCGUUUUCCAGCAGUAGGAGAACCUAAUAUUCAACAGUAUGCACAAAAUAUGGGCCUUCCCCAGAAGCGUAUCAUUUUUUCACCUGUUGCUCCUAAAGAGGAACAUGUUCGGAGAGGCCAGCUGGCUGAUGUCUGCUUGGACACUCCACUCUGUAAUGGACACACCACAGGGAUGGAUGUCCUUUGGUCAGGGACACCCGUGGUGACUAUGCCAGGAGAGACUCUUGCUUCCCGAGUUGCAGCUUCCCAGCUCACUUGUUUAGGCUGUCUUGAGCUUAUUGCUCAAAAUAGACAAGAAUAUGAAGACAUAGCUGUGAAACUGGGAACUGAUCUAGAAUACCUGAAGAAAAUUCGUGGCAAAGUCUGGAAGCAGAGAACAUCUAGCCCUCUGUUCAACACCAAACAAUACACAAUGGACCUAGAGCGGCUCUAUCUACAGAUGUGGGAGCAUUACGCAGCUGGCAACAAACCUGAUCACAUGAUUAAGCCUGUUGAAGUCACUGAGUCGGCCUAAAUAAUGACUGUGUGCACAGGAGAAUUACCCUGUACCUGAGCCUCAACCUUCUGGGGGAAAGGGAACUACUUUUUCCUUAUCUGUACAAUACCAUGCUGCAGAUGGGUGACAGACAAUGAUAAGAAAUAGCACAGCCAGACUUGCUUCCUGCAUGAUCAUGAUCACGAUAGGGAGAGACACAAGAGAUGGGAAACUGCUGUUCCACAAGGAGUCUCCAUAGAAUUUUGCAGCAGCCAGGUGUCUGGAAGGUCUGGAAGGUAAGUCUGGAAGGUCUGAUCUCCCUUGGUCUUCCAUGGGAUGGAUGGUUAGUGUGGAAGGGAGAUAGAGAUUGCCCAGCCGUUUUGUGAUUAUCGUGGAUUGAUUGAGUCUUCUGAAUUAAUAUUUUUCUUUAUAUUUUGGGUAUUGGAGCUUUUAAAAAUGUUUGGUUUCAGGUAUUUUUAUUCAUGUGAAGUGUGUACGAUUCUCUUGAGAUAAGCUUUUAAGCUAAAAUAUUCCUUGUUUUAGUUUCUGAACUCGACAGAUAAAUGGGGACUUUGCUGGUAUAGUCUUUUUAUAGGUUUUGUAAACCACUUGAGCCUAUAUCAGUCAUUUUAGUGUCUGACAUAAUGUUCGGAACUAUCAGUGCUUUGUUGGUUUAUAGAUGAUGGCUUAAAUUCUUUUCCUGGUCUGUUUCCUUCUUCCCUUCCCCCUACUUUAAAAAUUCUCCUGUAACUUGGCUAACAAAAAACCAAGUCUGAUUCAAAACCUCCCAGAGUGUUUCUCUUAACCGCAUCAUCUGGUGCCAAAUGAAGAUUCUUAGGAGUGAUUAUUAAUUCUGAAGGGCACAGUUGUGGUACUGUCACUGAUGAUAAUAAUAAUGGAUUUUUGGCCUAGAGUUUUGACCUAUUUCACCAGUGUUUUACCGUUGGCUGCCCCUCUAUGCUGCUUCCAAAAGUCAUAGUGUGUGUUAAGAUUUUUACUUUCAUUUCUAAUGUUUGUUUGUUUUUUUUAGUGAGUCCUGUUCUACCUUUUUCUUUCAGCAGAAAUGAAAUCCCAGGUAAGUAUAAGUAUUCAAAUAUUUGAUCAGUAAGUCACAGUUAUCUCCAGUACAUUAAAUAACUUUCAUCAAAAAACAUGUUAUAGGUAAAAAGCUCUGAAGGACCAGCUAUGUAUAUGAUAAUUAUGUUUCAGACCUUCUAGGGUAUUAUAUAUAAUAACUUGUCUUCUGGACGUGGUCUUGAAGUCUUUAUGGAUUCAGUCUCAGUAGUAGCGAACUGCACUGCUACUUGGUUUGGAGUACAAAUUAGACUUUAGCCCUCCUGGAGGUUGAGUUUUUGGUAUUGAAAACCAUAGGAAUGAAAUUAUUGUAUUUCAACAAAGGAUCGAGGGCUUGAGGCUUAAACAAGGCAACAUACGUGUGGGAAGCAGUCAGCCUUGAGGGCAGGUAAGGACAUGCCAGGCAUGCGGCCGCUGCUCGAAGGGACUGUCCCUACUUGUUCCCCUCCUUGUUCCAUUCCAUGGGAGAUAAAUCACCAGAGCCCAGAGAUCAGAAAGAAUGUAAAAUGAGACAAGCAAAGCUGUCUCCCCCCUGCACAUGCAGGUUAUUUUUGAUGCUUCUGGGUUUAUGGGUUUCCUCCCAGGGAAGUUAACCUUGAGCCGAGAAAGUCUGUAGAUAAUGUAAACCACCAUCUGGCAACCUUCCGAUUUCUAGUCUAUAUAAUCUGCAACUGUAGCAUAAUAAAAUUUGCCUUGCAACCAUCAGUUGUCUUGGUCCUUCUGACCCCAUCUGUCGGUGCUACUUCAGUUCCUUACCCCUUCCCUUCUGACCCUGGGCGGUGAGAUCCUCUUUCUCCGGCUGGUCCGCGGCAAGUGGCACUCGAACAGGGACCUGAAGCGUGAAGGCAAUUAAAAGAAAAAGAAAGUGCAGGUAAGAGAACCCUUAUGCAAAAUAUGUGUGGCCACCAGUAAAAGUGAAACGAAUAGAGGCAUAAGGCAAUAGUCAGAAGUAAAAUAAGAUGGGGCAAAAGGGCUCAAAGAUGUAUGAAUUAUUUGCUCAGGUUUUACUUUUGAUGCUUAGAGCUCGGGGUAAUAAAGUUUCUGAACUUUAUUGUUGACUGAAUUUUUACAGCAUAUCCAUGGUGUAUCUCCCUGGUUUCCUGAUGGCGGCUCUGUUGACAUAGAAAUCUGGCAGAAAGUUGGAGAAGAUUUAAAAAAUUAUUACGAGUCUCGAGGGCCUACUCAUACUCCUGUUGUUACAUAUAGUUUGUGGACUCUGAUAAAAAUAUGUUUAGAUUCUUCUCAUGAUAGUGUUGAUUUGAAUGUAAAGUCAGAAAAACAUAAGCCUCUGACAGAAGGAGAGACUGUAUUAUCAACUACUGUGUCGCCACUUCCUAAACCGAAAGAGCUAAUUAAUUUAAAUAUUUUAGAUGAAGAGGAACAUUUUGACUUAACAGAUGAGGCUUGUAAACAUAAAAGAGAGAAAUAUCCUGAGGAUGAUUUUCUAAUGGCUGUGAUAGAGAAGUCAGUGAAAAAGCUGCAGGUUAAUAAGGACUGUCUUCCUCAAAAAUCCACAUCUGUAAAAAUGCUCAGUCCCUUGCAGCGCGCUGUACAAGGAGCAAUAAAACGAGGAGAAGAUCCUAUUUUCUGUUGUCCCGUCAUAGAAAGACCUGAUCCUAAUAAUCCUCAACAAGCUACUAGGGAGCAUCAGGCUCUCCCUUUGAAAGUUUUGAAAGAUUGAAAAUCUGCCUGUGCUCAAUAUGGGCCCACUGCUCCUUUUACUACUGCUAUGGUUGACAGGAGAAGCUCUUCCCCCCGCUGAUUGGAAGUCUAUUGCACGAGCUUGUUUAAAUGGUGGAGAUUAUUUAAUAUGGAAGUUUGAUUUUUAUGAACGGGCUGCUGAACAAGCAGAAAAGAAUGCUGCCCAUAAUAUUCCAGUUGAUUAUCAUAUGCUGAUUGGGGAAGGACAAUAUCUUUCUUUACAAGAUCAAUUAACUUAUCCCUUUGUUGCUUAUCCUCAAAUAAAUCAUUUGGCAUUACAAGCCUGGAGGAAAUGACCUUCUACACACAAAACUGAAGAUCUUUCAAAACUUAGACAGGGACCUGAUGAACCAUAUGCUGAUUUUGUAGAUAGGUUGUCACAGGCGGUGGGGAGACUCAUUGUGGACGGACUCACUGGUACGAUUGUAGUUAAGCAACUUGCUUUUGAAAAUGCUAAUAAUGAGUGUCAGGCUGCGAUUCGACCUUGGAGAAAACGGGGAACAUUGGAGGAUUAUAUUCACCUUUGUGCAGACAUUGGGCCUACUUAUAUACAGGGUGCUGCUGUGGCUGCAGCAUUAACUAAAGUGGGGUUUAAAAACAAUCAAAAGAAAACAAAGACUUGUUUUAAAUGCGGAAAGGCAGGUCCUUUUGCUAGAGAAUGUAGAUCUUUUAAUUCUAACCCUAGUCCUUCCUUCCCUACUCAAAAACCUCCAGAUGGUCAGAAAAUCCCUGGUUUAUGCCCUAAAUGCAAUAGGGGAAAACAUUGGGCACAAGAUUGUUGCUCAGUGGCCCACAAGGAUGGGCCACCACUGUCGGGAAACUCUUCCCAGGGCCUUCCCCGGCCCCAACAAAUAAUAAGCGCAAUGUCUGUGUAUCCUCCUCAAAUUAUCAAUCAGACAUUAACCAAAAACAAAAACAUACAAUAUCCUCGCUCUCCAGAGCAACACCAGGAAGCGCAGGACUGGAGCUCAGUACCUCCGCCCGAUAUGUAUUAACUCCUGAAAUGGGUCCUCAGGCCCUCUCUACGGGCAUCUGUGGACCUUUACCCAAGGGUUUGAUGGGACUAUUAUUGGGAAGAAGUAGUGUCACCAUGAAAGGUUUAACUGUUAUGCCAGGAGUCAUAGAUUCUGACUACGAAGGAGAAAUAAAAGUCAUGGCACAAACUAUUAAAAAUAUAAUAACUAUUUCUCCUGGUGAUAAAAUUGCACAAUUGCUACUUUUGCCCUUUGUACCUCAUGGACAAAUUUUACAACAUCAAAAGAGAGAAACAAAGGCUUUUGGAUCGUCUGAUGCUGCCUACUGGAUUCAGAAGAUAGGGAAAGAACGUCCAGAAAUGAAAUGAACCAUUAAUGGAAAGGUUUUUUCAGGUUUGUUAGACACUGGAGCUGAUGUCUCUGUUAUGACGCAGGUACACUGGCCUAAACGUUGGCCCAUUAGUCCUACUAUUACAGAACUUCACGGAAUAGGACAAAGUUCUUCUCCUAUGCAAAGUAGUCAGUUUUUUUUAUGGCAAGAUAGUGAGGGCCAUUCAGGAUAUUUCCAGCCUUAUGUUUUGCCUGGGCUGCCUUUAAACCUCUGGGGCCGAGAUAUAUUAAAAGAAAUGGGAGUAUUACUUUAUAGUCCAAACUCUCAAGUCUCUAAUAUGAUGUUGGAUCAAGGAUUUCUUCCCACAAAAGCGCUGGGAACAAAUCAACAAGGAACUGUCUAUCCUAUUGAUGUGAAAAUAAAAAAUGAUAGACAAGGUUUGGGUUUUUCUUAGGGGCCUUGGAUUCUCCACUCACUGCUGAUCCAAUUACUUGGCUGACUGAUGACCCUGUAUGGGUGGACCGAUGGCCCCUCACAAAGGAGAAAUGAGAAGCUGCAGAACAAUUAGUACUGGAACAAUUAGGUCAUUUAGAAAUUUCCAGUAGUCCUUGGAAUACUCCUAUUUUUAUUAUCAAGAAAAAAUCUGGAAAAUAUAGGUUAUUACAGGAUCUAAGAGCUGUUAAUAAAACUAUGCUAAUAAUGGGAGCUCUUCAACCAGGCCUACCCUCUCCAACAGCCAUACCACACAAUUAUCAUCUUUUAGUUAUAGAUUUAAAAGAUUGUUUUUUCACUAUUCCUUUGUUUCCUGAAGAUAGAAAACAUUUUGCUUUUAGCUUGCCUGCCUUAAAUUUUAAGGAACCCAUGAGGAGAUUUCAAUGGAAAGUAUUGCCUCAGGGCAUGGCAAAUAGUCCUACAUUAUGCCAAAAAUAUGUGGCUCAGGCCUUGACUCCUGUGAGAAAAAGGUUUCCAUCGUUAUAUCGCAUACAUUAUAUGGAUGAUAUACUUUUAGCCACUGAUAAUAUUUCUUUAUUAGAGACUGCUUUUCAAUUUUUACAACAGUCCUUACAAUCAUUUGGCUUGGUCAUUGCCUCAAGAAAACUUCAAAGACAAUCUCCAUUUUUAUAUUUGGGAAAAUAUAUUGAUAACACUACUAUUAGGCCUCAAAAACUGCAAAUUCGAGUUGAUAAUUUAAAAACAUUAAAUGCUUUUCAAAAAUUACUUGGAGAUAUUAAUUGGCUAAGGCCUGCCUUAAAACUUACUACUGCUCAAUUACAGCCUUUGUUUGAUAUUCUUAAAGGUGACUCAGAUCCUUCUUCUUCACGCUCUAUGACUCCAGAAGGAUUUCAAGCUUUACAAAUAGUCAAUAGAUCUAUCAGUUCUACACAAUUAACUAGAAUUCAUACUCACCUUCCUAUUAAUAAUUUGUCCAACUCCUCAUGUGCCUACUGCCGUCUUAUGGCAAACUGUUGGAAUUAUUGAAUAGAUUCAUAUGAAAUCUACACCCUCUAAAGUUAUUAACCCUUAUUAUGAACUUAUUAGUAAUUUAAUAAUGCAAGGUAGAACUAGAUGCUUACAACCUAUAAGUAUAGAACCUUCUCAAAUUAUUAUCCCUGAUUCAGUUAGUCAACAAAAUUGGCUUUUUCAACAUAGUAAUGAAUGGGGUCUUGCUCUUGCAGGAUUUUCAGGUACCUUGGAAUGCCAUUACCCUGCUGAUAAAUUGAUCCAAUUCAGCAAACUUAACUCAUAUCUUUCCUUCUAUAAUUAGGCAACAGCCUGUCCCUCAUGUACCUUUGGUUUUUACGGACGGUUCUUCUUCAGGAGUGGCUACUGUAAUCAUUGACGACGGAACAAACCUCGUUAAAGAAACUUCCUUGACUUCAGCUCAACGUGUUGAACUCUUAUUCGUUCCCAUGAUGGUCCUGUUGCAGGUCUGUAUAUCCGUGCUCAUUCUAACUUGCCUGGUCCAUUGACUAAACUUAAUGCGACUGCAGAUGUUUUAACUCGAUCUAAACGUGAUCUUUAUCCUGUACAUUUUCCUCCCAAGAAUAGAGUUGAAGUUACUCCUCCUCCUCAAUCUCUUUUCCCUAAAGCAGGACAUGUCCCAAUUUACCGUACUCCUCCUUUCCGUUCGUCAUGCUGUCAAGAAUGGCUAAUAUACUGCAUUCAUUAUCUCCAUACUCUUGAUACUCAUGGUCCAUGUCCUGGACACCCUCAUAUUAUGGUAAGUUAUGAUCAAACUGCUUCACAAGCAGCACAGCAGUUGCACGCUUUACACCGUCAGUCAGCGGCUACAUUACACACACAAUUUUCCCUUACUCGUGAAGCCGCCCCACAAAUUGUUAAGCAAUGCACACAAUGCUUACCUCACCUUCCUGUUCCACAUUAUGUUGUUAAUCCUCGUGGAUUAUUACCUAGACAUUUAUGGCAAAUGGAUGUUACUCAUAUCCCGUCUUUUGGGAAAUUACAGUUUGUUCAUGUCACUAUCGAUACUUAUUCUGGUUUCCUCUGUGCUACAGCACAGACCGGAGAAGCGACUAAACAUGUUAUCACUCAUUUAUUACACUGUUUUGCUUUCAUGAACCUUCCCAAAAUUAUUAAAACCGAUAAUGGGCCCGCUGCUUUUGCAACAUUUUGUAAUUCAUUACAAAAUUACCCAUAUUACAGGCAUUCCAUAUAACCCUCAAGGACAAGGUAUUAUAGAACGUGCAAAUAGAUCUUUAAAGCUAACUAUUGAAAAAAUAAAAAGGGGGGAAUUGUAUAGAACAACGCCACAUAACCUUAUAAAUGAUGCUCUGUUUAUUUUAAAUGUUCUCACUGUUGACAAAUUUGGCUGCUCUGCAGGGGGAAGGUUGGUGGCUGAGCCAAGAUUGGCCUCUCAAUCUCCGGAGGUCCUCUGGAAAGAUCCGUUAACCAGCACUUGGCGUGGUCCUGAUCCUGUGUUGAUUUGGGGACGUGGUCACGUGUGUAUGUUUCCCAGAUCAGCGCCUGGACCUCGCUGGCUUCCUGAGCGCUUAGUCAAGCAAAUAGAUGGCUCGCCACAGCUCACCUAGUUCAGAAGAUGAAGAAGCUCUGCACCUCUCCUGAAAAUUUGACAGUGUUGAUUGAGAAAAAGAAGAAGAGGAGACCACUUGCCAGGACGACCCAAAGGAGUGAUGUUCCAACUUGGGGAAAAAUUAAACAACUGGUUUCAUGAGCUCAAGAGUCAGUGAAACAACAGAAUAACCCUGUUACACCUGUAACUUUAUUUUUGGCUAUGUUGGCAACCAUUUCAUGUGUUUCCUCUGUUAAUGCAGCAACUUACUGGGCCUAUGUACCUGAUCCUCCACUAUUACAACCCAUAUCUUGGUCUGAAGCAGAGUUUCCUGUAUUUUACAAUGAUAACUGUUUAUGGGCCUCUUAUUGGGAAUAUAAAACAAAUCAAUAUGUCUGUAAAUUAUACUAACUGGUUUAGUACCCAUCCUGUCUGUCUUAGCCCAUUGAAUCUGGAAACUGGAUGUGUAAAGGCUAUUAGUUAUGAGCAUACAGAUGUUUAUGAGGGAACGGAUCAAUCAAUUAGUUUGUCAGGCUCUCCAGGCAUCCUUCGUUUUACAGGAACCAACAUUACUCUUACAUGCCACGCUACCAGCCGACGAGAGGAUCUUAAGGAUACCAUCAUUUGGUAUAAAAUGGGCAAGCUAUUAAUAUUAGAGGUCAAAUCUCAUACGCCUCACCACUUAGGGAUUCCGCUAUUACUAUAGCCAAGGUUACAGGUGAAGAUUCAGGAAAUUAUUUCUGUAUGAAGCGUUUACUUGGAGGACAAGGGAUACUUAUAGCUGGACAUAAGGUUACUAUGCUUAACAGAAAAUCAAAAAAUCAAUUGCCUCCCUUUAUGACCGUUAACUUUCCUGGAUCCACUUUUGAACGUUGCAAUGCAUCUUGGAAUAAUAACCAAAUAUGGUGUACUAUAGAUUAUACCAAGGUGUCAAUUCUUAUCUCUUCUUUUCCCAUCAUAGAUAGGUUUAUCACAUUUCAAAAGAACUGGGAUAUAUGGAAACUAGCUCUAACUUAUUCCAAUACACCUGUUAUAACUUGUGUUGCUCCUCCAUAUACACGUUUGUGUGGUUCUAUUAACAUUGGUAAUUCUUCCAAAGGAGCAUAUAAUAUUAGCUGUGUUAAUUGUAUUUUUAGCAGUUGUAUGUUCCCUUCUGCAGGAACACAAUCUGUGCUUAUACUAAAGCAACCCAUGUAUGUUAUGGUGCCUGUACAUCUGAGAGAACCUUGGUAAGAAGAUACUGGAGUACAGGCAUGGAUGGAACUCUCUAAAGCCUUGCAGAGAAGGAGACGUUUUCUUGGGUGGCUAAUAGUAAGUUUACUUGCGUCGGCUGCUCUGUCUGCUACCGUGGCUACUGCGGGUCUUGCUCUUUCACAGAGUAUUCAUCAUGCUCACUUUGCUAAUCAGUUAUCUCAACAUAGCAGUCUUGCUUUAUCUUUACAAAGUCACAUAUAUUUACAGAUUAAUAACAAGUUAGAUGAAUUUAAAAACGCAAUUUUGGGGAUUGGAGAUCAGAUGGCAGCAUUAAAAUUGAGGAUGUGUUUAGCUUGUCAUGCAACGUAUACAUGGAUGUGUGUUGCUCCUUAAAAGUACAGUGACUGUAUUUGGGAAUGGGAAAAAGUAAAAAUGCAUCUGCUGAGUGUUUGGUCAGAUAAUAAUAUUAGUCUUGAUCUUAAGAAAUUAAAUGCUGAAAUUCAGGAUAUACAAAAUACACAUCUUGAUGAUGUUUCACCAGAAGAUGUAAUUCAAACUUUACUGGAUCAUUUAAAGUGGUUAAACCCUCAGUCUUGGAUUACUGGAAGGUUGUCAGGAUUUAUUACCCUGGCCAUAAUUUGCCUAUUAUUGAUAAUAAUCUUCUCAUGUCUGUUUCGUAUCCUCAUGCAACAGUACACUACUCUCGGCACUAAACUUCAUGGAAUUAUUUUGCAGCAAAAGUUAAAAAAUAAAAAUGGGGGACCUGUGGGAAGCAGUCAGCCUUGAGAGCAGGUAAGGACAUGCUAGGCAUGCCGCCGCUGCUCGAAGGGACUGUCCCUACUUGUUCCCCUCCUUGUUCCAUUCCAUGGGAGAUAAAUCACCAGGGCCCAGAGAUCAGAAAGAAUGUAAAAUGAGACAAGCAAAGCUGUCUCCCCCCUGCACAUGCAGGUUAUUUUUGAUGCUUCUGGGUUUAUGGGUUUCCUCCCAGGGAAGUUAACCUUGAGCCGAGACAGUCUGUAGAUAAUGUAAACCACCAUCUGGCAACCUUCCUUUUUCUAGUCUAGAUAAUCUGCAACUGUAGCGCAAUAAAAUUUGCCUUGCAACCAUCA